UUGCAGAUUUCUGCAUCUUAACUUUACUGUCUUUAGCGGCCACAUGUAUUCAUAAAGGGCCUACUAAGUGGACAUAUAGCGUGUUACGUUUUUUAACAAACAUUCGAGAUUGAUCAACACAUCCUUGAAUAUUACUUAAGUGCUUUUUCUGAGCCUCAUCAUACCUCCCUUCGUCUUGACACCUGUGAGGACACAAGGGAGACUUGUUCACUUCACAGCCUGUGACCGUUUCAGCGGUUGCAUGACUGCAGGACCCUGACGCAUCUGCAGAGGACACGACUGCGACAAUGGAGAGUAUUUCAAAUGAAAGUGACUUUUGGCAAUCUAACGAACCCUGGCGGAACUCAAGUGUGGUUAACAGCACCGGUUGGUUGAAUCAGACAAACCCUCUGAAGCGGAAUGAAGAAGUGGCGAAGGUGGAGGUGGCUGUUCUCGCACUGGUGCUGUUUUUGGCGCUGACGGGGAACCUGUGCGUCCUGCUGGCCAUCCACACCACCAAGCACAGUCAGUCUCGCAUGUAUUACUUAAUGAAGCACCUGAGCAUCGCCGAUCUAGUUGUGGCAAUAUUUCAAGUGCUCCCUCAACUUAUCUGGGACAUUACAUUUCGGUUCUAUGGACCGGACAUUUUGUGCAGGUUGGUGAAAUACCUGCAGGUCGUCGGAAUGUUCGCCUCCACUUACAUGUUAGUGUUGAUGUCUGUAGACAGGUGUUUGGCCAUUUGUCAGCCUCUCCGUUCGUUGCACAGGAGAAAAGACCGUUUCUAUGUCAUAUUUUCCUGGGUUCUGAGCCUGCUCCUCAGCAUCCCGCAGAUGCUCAUUUUCUCCCUGAUCGAGGUUGGCUCGGCCGGAUCAGGAGUGUAUGACUGCUGGGGCGACUUCGUGAAGCCUUGGGGAGCCAAAGCGUACAUCACAUGGAUCAGUCUCACUAUAUAUAUCAUCCCAGUCGCAAUACUGAGUAUUUGCUACGGGUUGAUAAGCUUCAAAAUAUGGCAAAACUUUAAACUGAAAACUAGGCGCGAGCAGUGUAUAAGCCUGACGCCCAAAACCUCCAAAUGCAACACACUCGCCCGCGUGAGCAGCGUUAAGCUCAUCUCCAAGGCGAAGAUAACCACAGUGAAAAUGACUUUUGUGAUCGUCUUGGCUUAUAUCGUCUGCUGGACACCUUUUUUCUCAGUUCAGAUGUGGUCUGCGUGGGAUCCAGCAGCGCCCCGUGAGGCUAUGCCCUUCAUCAUCUCUAUGCUGCUGGCCAGCCUCAACAGCUGCUGUAACCCCUGGAUCUACAUGUGCUUCGCUGGGCAUCUGUUCCAGGAUCUUAAGCAGAACUUUCUGUGCUGUUCCACUCGCUACCUCAAGUCCUCCCAGUGCAGGUGUGAGCGUGACUUUGACUCCAGUCACAAGAGCAACUCCUCAACCUUUGCCAUGAAAAGCACAAGCAGUCAGAGGAGCAUCACACAGACUUCCACCACAUAAGCGCUCGUCCUUCCUUGCCUUCUCUUCUCGAGAUGCCCACCCUGCCUUUCACCAAUGCCAUCGCCCAUAACAUAUCCAGCAGUUCAACUCCUUCAGUUACCUCUCACCUUGGGGCUUGCUGUUCAUCCUCUGAAGGGGGAAAAAACAACACAAAUAUUUGUUUUGCUUUACAGUAGCUUGCAGUGUGACAUGGAUAUGUAAUUGCGAACUAGAAAGAUGUACAGAACAUUAUUACGGCUGUGAUAUAUAUUUGCAAUUACAUAUUUGCAGUGCAGAGAAAGUCAAGAAAAGCUAAUAUUUUUAAAGCACUUUCAACCGUGAAGCAUUACUGAUUCAGUUGUCACCAGCAAAGCUUGUGGAUCCUGUUUGUCUGUGUUAUGAUGAAAUUGCUCACUGUUUAUAAAUAAUGUGUACCAUAUUGUUGUUCACUUUCUUACAUUUGCAAUGAAUUGCAUACUGUACAUGUAAACUGUUACUUGAUAUAUUGUUAGAUGUGAGAUGUCAUUGUUGUCUGUCACUGGUAAAGUGUAAAAUAAUAAAUAAAUAAAGAGCAAAAGCAGCACAAA
Messenger RNA from Pseudoliparis swirei, 2035 nucleotides. RefSeq names its product oxytocin receptor a (gene oxtra). Gene Ontology annotation, molecular function: oxytocin receptor activity; vasopressin receptor activity; peptide binding. Gene Ontology annotation, cellular component: membrane. The record is from RefSeq and is a predicted model, not a curated record. The transcript is spliced from 2 exons. Gene Ontology annotation, biological process: female pregnancy; positive regulation of vasoconstriction; G protein-coupled receptor signaling pathway. Lineage: Eukaryota; Metazoa; Chordata; Actinopteri; Perciformes; Liparidae. Bases 288 to 1469 code for a protein of 393 amino acids.